Lactuca virosa is the source of this 909-nucleotide messenger RNA. The record is from the annotation of a GenBank genome assembly. NCBI's taxonomy places the organism in Eukaryota, Viridiplantae, Streptophyta, Magnoliopsida, Asterales, Asteraceae.
AUGAAAAGAAAAGCAUGUUGUGAGGUUGGAAUCAAGUCUAUUGACAUAGACCUUCCAGAACAAGUACCUGAAGCUGAAUUAAUCGCAAAGGUCCAUGAGUUAAAUGCAGAUCCAAAUGUACAUGGCAUAUUGGUUCAGCUUCCUUUACCAAAACACAUAAAUGAAGAAAAAGUGUUAACAGAAAUCAGCAUCGACAAGGAUGUGGAUGGGUUUCACCCUCUCAACAUUGGCAAACUUGCUAUGAAAGGAAGAGAACCCCUUUUUCUUCCUUGCACCCCAAAGGGAUGUAUUGAGCUUCUGAAACGCAGUGGAAUUAGCAUAAAGGGAAAACGUGCAGUUGUUGUUGGUAGAAGUAACAUUGUUGGGUUACCAGUUUCACUACUUCUAUUGAAGGAAGAUGCAACAGUUACUGUUGUUCAUUCACGUACAGAGGAACCAGAAAGUAUGAUCCGUGAGGCAGAUAUUGUUAUUGCUGCAGCAGGACAACCCAUGAUGAUAAAGGGUAGUUGGAUAAAAAGUGGUGCUGCGGUUAUUGAUGUGGGGACGAAUGCGGUGGAUGAUGCUACCAGAAAAUCAGGAUAUAGGCUUGUGGGUGAUGUUGACUUUGACCAAGCAUGUAAAGUUGCGGGAUGGGUUACGCCUGUUCCAGGGGGUGUGGGGCCCAUGACUGUGGCCAUGCUGCUUAAAAAUACUUUGGAGGGUGCCAAGCGGGUGAUUGGGCAGUAAACUAACCGAUUUGAUUUCAAGUUGUUUCGGUUUCUGUUACAAAGAAAUCUUGCAUAUCAUGUAUGGUGUUGUAGCUUUUUGAGCAUAUAAGCUCAUUUUGUAUUUUGUUUUGAAUCAUAUUGUGAGUGUAUAAUUAUGAGUAUUGUCCAUUUUUAUUUUACAAUGGGUUGGGCUUUUUGAUUA